Messenger RNA from Pecten maximus, 3167 nucleotides. RefSeq names its product kelch-like protein 26. NCBI's taxonomy places the organism in Eukaryota, Metazoa, Mollusca, Bivalvia, Pectinida, Pectinidae. The record is from RefSeq and is a predicted model, not a curated record. The coding region runs from base 168 to 2621 and encodes 817 amino acids. The transcript has 2 exons. Gene Ontology annotation, molecular function: protein binding.
UGUCCCUUUGACCCUGGGCAUUACGGUUGUCCAGGGGAUGAGGGUGCAGCCAUUUGGUAUGACAUCAUCAGUCACUGUAGGGGCUGAUGUGGAUAUCUGCUGGGCACCUUGUCAGUCCAGAACAGCCAGUCAGGUGUUACACAUCUACAGCUUCUGUAUAACAAAACAUGGAUUCUCACAGCUCUCCUGCAGCAAAAGAUAGUAAAUCCGCAGACUCUUCAAAGGAAUCCAAAGAAAAGACAAAGGACAAGAGUGCCACCGGUAGUGAGUGUACAGAUUCCAAUGGUGUAUCACACAAGUCAAAACCAUCCAAAUCAAGUGUUGAGUUGAAGACAAACGGUAACAGUACUGCCCCAAAACGUGAUCUGACAACACCAACUAAAAGUAGCUCUGCAAAGGCAAAACCUGUAGCUCCAACGAAAAAACCAUUGCCAACUCCAUUAAAGAAGGAGAAAACUGAGCCUGUCAAAAAGACUGAGAAGCCAUCAAGGAAUAAGUCAAGUUCGUCAGAAUCUCUUCAAGAAACUGAGGCCAAGUCCAACAAGGAACAGACUACUCCAUCAAAGGACAAAAAAGUAAAAGAAAAAGACAAACCAGUGAGUGACAAGGACAAACCAGUGAAUGAAAAGUCAGUUGGUGGGAAAACUGAGCAGUCUACAUCAGAUUCUCUCAAUUCUUCAAAGUCUUCUUCACCAGCAGUUACACCAAGUCUUCAAACCAGUGCUACAGAUGAUGACCAUUCAGCUAACCACAAAGUAAGACCUAGAGAAACAGUCGAGCAGUUAGAAGAGUCCUCUCCUCACAUCUCUUCUGCCCAAGUCAAUACAAAACACAGUAUGGCCGCCUGUGACCCUCAAACCAUUGGUGAAAUUAACCCAGAGACUACCGAACGCAUGCAAAUUAGUAAAGGCAAGGUAAAGUACAUCAACCUUACCUACAAAAAGGUUGAGGCCAAGAUAUACGACUACAAAUGUGAUGUCAAACUCCUGGUUGGGAAGGAACAUUUCCGUGCUCACAGAGAUGUUCUUUCUGAGGCAAGUGACUACUUUGCAGCCAUGUUCUCACAUGACAUGAAGGAGAAAGGACAGGAUACUAUUGAACUGAAGGAGAUCAGUCCAAAAGGCAUAACUGUGAUGCUCGACUACUUUUACCAUGGUUACAUCACCGUGGAUACCACAAACAUUGAGGAUAUCAUAGAAGCUGCUCGCUUCUUCCAUGUUGAAUGGAUUUUGGAGGCGAGCUGUGAUUUUCUGGUCCAGUGUAUGAGUGUUGAAAACUAUCCAGCCGUCCUCAUGAUGACCGAUAAAUACUCCCUUGGUGAUUUGCGAUUUGAAAUCCUGUUAUUGUUCGGUCAGAAUCUGGAAGCUUUAUCCAAAGAAGAUGAUUUCUACACAAAUCUGAGUUAUGAACUUCUGCUACAGUUUCUCAUGGACGAUAUCUAUACUGAAUGUUCUGAGUAUUUCUUGGUUCAAGUUUUGUUGAAAUGGCUGGCUGUAGAUCCACAUGGACGUAAGGACCAGUUUCAGACCCUCUUGAGGCAGAUCCGCCUCUUUCUGAUCGAAGCAGAAGAUUUGGAGGCACUCCCAGAGGAUGUGACCAGUGUUUCAGAGUUGAAGGAAGAGAUUAAAGCAGCGAUUAAUCACAACCUAAACAUCAUGGGUCAGUGUCUUAAGACUGGAGAAAAGUAUUUCCCCAGAGGAUGUAGGUCUGUUGCCACUAUAUUUUCCUUCACAGAGGAAGGCUAUUUCAUUAUUUACAGAGAUCCAAGCAAGCCUGGCGUUACUGUAGAAGAGCUUGGGCGCUGUGGACUGGACACCACCGACUACAUGGCAAUGUCACAAACAAAGCUUGGCAACUUUCUGUAUGCUGCUGGAGGUUAUGAUGAAAACUUCUCAAGUACGGCUCGCAUGUUUCGAUUUGAUCCCCGGUUCCGUGAUUGGACAGAGGUAAUACCAAUGAAUCAACCUCGUGUCUCUUUCUCUCUGUGCAGCUCUGACCAACAGUUAUUUGCAGUUGGAGGUGUCCAUCGUAUUCACAUCGACGAUGACAAUGAACCUGAGACUAUCCUCGACUCCGUGGAGAUAUACAGUCCACAAGAAAACAAAUGGACCAAUGCCACCACUAUGCCCAUCAAGGUGUUUGACAUGGCUGCGGCCUACCAUAAUGGCUCUCUGUAUGUCUGUGGUGGCAUUAGUGCCGAUGCCCGUCACCCCUGUCCCCUACGUUUACACUAUAGUCUCAAGUUAGAUGGGGAUGAGGAGUGGGUAAAGCGUUCUGACAUGAUCACUUCUCGUCAAGGACACAGCCUUACUCCAUAUAAAGGGAAACUAUAUGCUAUUGGAGGUUACUGCAUGCCAGACAAUAAUUUCAGGGACUGUGUUGAAAAUGAAGUGUACGAUAUCGAAACUGAUCAAUGGACUCAGUUUACUCACAUACCAAUAGAAUAUGGCCACCUGUACCGCCAUAACGACAUCCACAAUGGAGUAAUUUUCUGCAUUGGAGGAAAUACCCCGGACGCAUUUCUGUACAUGUAUGAUAUAGAGGCUGACAAGUGGGAGGAGGUGGAGCAGGUGGGAUCAAAUGUACAGAAACUUGCUGUACUAGAUGUGGCUUACCCGUAAAUCAAACCGGUUGUCAUGCUAACAAUGAAGUUUUUUCUACAAGACUGUCUUGUACACUAUGCUUGAAAUCUUCAUCUAAAUGACAUUAUCUAAAUUGCCAAUGGUGUAAAAGUCACAAGUUCUGGAGUCCUGAGUGAUUUGGAAUGGCAGUCUUAAUUAGCGUAAGCUUUUUCUUUAAAAACAUGUUUUAUGCACUAAGAUAAUAUCAACGAUAGCAAAUAUAUCUGCCAGACAAUUGCCAUAUACCAUAUUUAUCCUCAAAUAAGCCCCCUCCACUAGUGUAGAAAAUUAAACUUGCAAUUUGGGGAGGGCUUACUUCCGAACCAGGAAAUUAGAAUACAAAAUGCUUAUGUUUGUAUUUUGUAAAAAUAAGCAUUGUAAGACAAGUAAAUUGAUGUCAUAUGAACUGUCUAUAAUUGCCACUCCAGGGAGCCUUUGAUGACAGGUGGCCUUUAUAAUAUAACAGAAGUUUAUUCAAUUAAUUUUGUUACUUUGGCAAUCGAAGCAAAUAACCUUUAUAGACAGGAUUUUGUUUUGUAGAGGUGG